Messenger RNA from Helobdella robusta, 921 nucleotides. RefSeq lists its product as hypothetical. The record is from RefSeq and is a predicted model, not a curated record. Gene Ontology annotation, molecular function: RNA binding; DNA binding. NCBI's taxonomy places the organism in Eukaryota, Metazoa, Annelida, Clitellata, Rhynchobdellida, Glossiphoniidae. The coding region runs from base 1 to 921 and encodes 306 amino acids. Gene Ontology annotation, cellular component: nucleolus. Gene Ontology annotation, biological process: ribosomal large subunit biogenesis; ribosomal small subunit biogenesis. The transcript is spliced from 2 exons.
AUGAGUGAUAAUAAAGAUGAAUGGGAUGAUAAUAAUGAUAGUGAUGAAAAUGAUGAAGUUAAAAAUAAAUCAUCUCCCCUCGAGAAAAAUACGAGCAAGUCUAAAAAUACGAAUGCCACCUCCAAGACAUCAGCAUAUCAAAAAACAUCGAAUAAAAAUAUGCCUGGUGGAAAUUUAAGAGCUUUACUAAGACAAAGAAUUGAAAAACUAGAAGAGAGAAGAGGGAAGAUAUUUGACUCAAAAAAUGAAGAUAAAGAAGAUGAUGGCAAUGAUGGGGCAGCAACUGGCAAACAAAGUUCUAGAAAAAACAAGAAAAAACAUAAAAAACAAAACCAACAGCAACAAAAUUCAGGCAAAAACCAACAGACGACAUUAACCACAACAAAAGAAAACCACCAGACAGCAGGAAGCAAUGCAAAACAACUGAAACAGCAGCCUCACCAACAGACAAUCUCAUCAAAAAAAUCUGGACCUAGAUUCAACCGAGACAACACCAUCCUCUACUCAAAAUUCGAAUUCGACUCUGACUCCAAAAAGAGCAAAAAGAGCAAAUCAUUUAAAGACAUUCCCACUGGCAAGCACUACGACCACAUCCUUGCCAAGAUAUCGAAGCAGAAAGAAAAACUAGAGAAACUCUUAGAAACUGACCCUGCAUCGGCCGAAAUGUACCGACAGAAACUGGCCUGGAACAAGGCACUAGCCAAAUCUGAAGGAAUAAAAGUCCGAGAUGACGAAAAUUUAGUCCAGAGAUCCAUCAACAAGAAAACUAACCGCAAGGAGACGACUGAAAAAAGAUGGAAGGAGAGGAAUGAAAAAGUGGAACAAAAAAUGGCUGCCAGACAAAAGAAGAGGAGAGAGAAUAUUAAGAAGAAAGCUAAGAAAAGAAUAAAGAGGAAAAUUGAAAAGAGAAGAAAAAAGUAG